Molecule: messenger RNA, 954 nt
Organism: Myxocyprinus asiaticus (Chinese sucker)
Lineage: Eukaryota; Metazoa; Chordata; Actinopteri; Cypriniformes; Catostomidae
Product: odorant receptor 131-2-like
Exons: 1
Coding region: 1-954 (317 amino acids)
Biological process (GO): G protein-coupled receptor signaling pathway
Cellular component (GO): membrane
Molecular function (GO): G protein-coupled receptor activity
Source: RefSeq, a predicted model, not a curated record
AUGGCAAAUUUUAAUGAUUCUAAAUCUAACCUCACACAGACUCUGUUGAUGGUGGAUCGAGAUGCACCAGUGAAGACAUUCUUGUCUGUGACACCAUGUGUUAUCUUCCUCUAUAUCAAUGGAGUCCAGAUUUUUACCUUGAGAAAAAAGACAGUUUUUAAGGAGGCAUCUCGCUACAUUUUGUUCGGACACAUGCUUUGGGUUGAUACACUCAAUCUCUUUAUGAGUGUACUGUUGUUUGUGAGUGCUGUUAGUAGGCUUUUUAUUAUCAAAAAUGUCUGUCUCUUCCUUCUCGUUGCUGCAACAGCCCUCUUUCAGGUUUCUACCCUAAAUCUGGCUUUGAUGUCACUGGAGAGAUAUGUGGCCAUUUGUUUUCCUCUCAGGCAUUCAGAUAUCACGACUUACGGUAGAACUCACAUGGCCAUUGGUGUUGUCUGGAUGAUUGGUUUAAUUCAGUGCUUUUCUGAAAUGAUUAUUUACUAUGCCAUUGAUUCCACAAACACAGCAAUGAAUUUGUUCUGCUCAAGAACCACUCUUUUCAGGCUGCAUAUAUAUAAGAAACUUGAAAUAGCCUUUACGUGUGUAUUUUUUGUGUCUGUGUGUUUUAUUAUUAUCUUUACCUAUGCAUCUAUAGCAAUUGUGGCUAAAUCAGCCUCCGGUGAUAAGGUGUCAGCCAAAAAAGCCAACAAGACUGUACUGUUACAUUUAAUACAACUGGGUCUUGGUGCUGCAUCCAUUUUAGUUGGAGUUAUCCAAGAGGCCAUGUUUGUUUAUUCCGACUAUAUAACUUCAUUACACAUAAUGUAUUUUUGCUUUGUAGUGUUUGUAAUUUUCCCAAAAUGUCUAAGUCCUCUUAUAUAUGGCCUGAGAGAUCAGGCCUUUAGCUAUUUAUUUAAAUACUACUUCACAUUUGGUCUCAAAAAGAAAAACAGUUGUCAUGCAGAGACACAUUAA